This is a messenger RNA of Synchiropus splendidus (mandarinfish), 2960 nucleotides long. It is a transcript of the gene traf6, whose product is annotated as TNF receptor-associated factor 6. The record is from RefSeq and is a predicted model, not a curated record. Gene Ontology annotation, molecular function: tumor necrosis factor receptor binding; zinc ion binding; ubiquitin protein ligase activity. Gene Ontology annotation, biological process: tumor necrosis factor-mediated signaling pathway; interleukin-1-mediated signaling pathway; regulation of canonical NF-kappaB signal transduction. Lineage: Eukaryota; Metazoa; Chordata; Actinopteri; Syngnathiformes; Callionymidae. Gene Ontology annotation, cellular component: plasma membrane signaling receptor complex. Bases 154 to 1872 code for a protein of 572 amino acids. The transcript has 9 exons.
CUAGGUGGCGAUAUGUAGCUAAACGGAGUUGACAUCUAUCAACGAGCAAGAAGCUUGGAUCGAGGAAGAAAAGGGGAAAGAAGGUGUGUUACCAGGAUAAACUGCUUGAAUUACGGCGAGGUGUCUGCAGUUGUAUUCCUUGUCGUCAACACGAUGGCGUGCUAUGAUGGGAGUAAAAGGAGCUUGGAAGAAGACAGUUUCACCGCCGGGACAGAGUUGUCCAGCUGUGCUUUGGCAAUGAUGGCGAGGGAACGAGAAUCCCUGCCAAGUCCUUCAGAGAGUCCUGGAGCCUUCAGCAACAGCGUCAGCAACACAUCUUCAAGUCUUCAAACGGCUGAACUUACACAAGGUUACGAUGUAGAGUUUGACCCACCUCUGGAGAGGAAAUAUGAGUGUCCCAUCUGCCUCAUGGCUUUGAGGAAUGCCAUUCAAACACCUUGUGGCCACCGCUUCUGCAAGAACUGCAUUAAGAAGUCGAUCAGGGAUACAGGACAGAGGUGUCCCGUGGACAAUGCAAUGCUGUUAGAAGACCAACUAUUUCUUGACAAUUUUGCCAACAGAGAAAUUCUGUCCUUAACAGUCCGAUGCCCGAACACUGGCUGUAUAAACAAGAUGGAACUGCGGCAAUUGGAGAAUCAUUUGAAACAAUGUGAGUUUGCGACUGCAGAGUGUCCACAGUGCCAACACUCUGUGAUGAAAAGUGACCUGGAGAAUCAUAAAACUUUAGAGUGUCUGAGGAGACCUGUGUCGUGUCCAGACUGUGUCGCCUGCUUUGUUUAUGAAGAGAAGGAGCUUCAUGAACAGCAGUGUCCUUUUGCCAAUGUUAAGUGCCAGUACUGUGACCUGGAUUUGAUUCGAGACCAGAUGGAGUCCCAUUGUGAAACAGAUUGCCCAAAAGCGCCCAUUAUGUGUAACUUCAGUGACUUUGGUUGCAAAGAAAGGAUGCAGCGCCAUGAUCUGGCUCAACACAUGCAGGAGUUCACUCAGAUGCACAUGCGCUACAUAGCAGACUUCUUAAGUGGCCUCAAUCUGAGCAGCACUGCGCCCAGGUCACUCCGCGCCCUUGGUUCCUCUUUGUCCUGCGAAGACCAAGGGGCGGCGUCUGUACCAGCCUUUAGACAGUCCAUCAGUUGCAACAGCAACUGUGCGGUGGGUCAGCAGAGCCAGGAGAUGCUGAGGAUCCGUGAGAUGGAUGCCCGGUUAGUUAAACAGGAUCAUCAGCUGCGGGAGCUCAUCAUCGUGAAAGAUAACCAGGCAGGACAGCUUGCAGAGCUCCAGCGAAAAGUGUCAGCACUUGAGGAGACUGUGAAGGAGCUGGAGGCCCAGCAGUGUCAUGGUGUCUUCAUCUGGCCUUUGAAAAGUUUCUCUGCCCUGCUGAGGAACCAAGAAGCCGGCCACCCUGUCGUGGAGCACAGUCCAGGCUUCUACACUGGUCACCCAGGCUACAAAUUGUGUCUGCGUUUACACCUGCAGACUCCAAAUGCCCCGCGCUGUUCCAACUUCAUCUCUCUCUUUGUUCACACUAUGCAAGGAGCUUUUGAUGGACUGCUUACUUGGCCAUUUCAGGGCACCAUCCGGCUAGCCAUCCUCGACCAAGGCCCGGAGGGUCAGCACCACAUGGAGGUGAUGGAAACCAACCCGGAGCUGCAAGCGUUUCGGAAGCCCACCAUGUAUCGCAACAACAAAGGGUUUGGCUAUGUGACUUUUCUGAAUUUGCAUCAGUUGAGUCAAAGGGCCUUUGUGAAGGAUGACACGCUUCUUAUCCGCUGUGAGGUCACGCCGCGUUUUGACAAUAUGUUUCACCGUGAGGGGCCUGCCAUGCAGCCAAGAGGGCCUGAGGUCAAACCGCUAAAUUUUGAGUUGCCAAACUGAAGCUUUUACCCAAGAUCCAGACAUCUCACUUGCUGCUCAUAUCAAUAUGAACUUACGCUUGUAGUUGCUUCCGCUACACUGUGUGCCAACUUUUUAAAAAGAUUACAAUCAUUAAAAUUCUGGAGAGUCUUAUCAAUUCAAAGGUACAGUUCAUGAUAAAAUGGUCUACUUGCUCUUUCUCUUUGUGUGCAUUUCAUUAUCUUGAGGAUUCUAUGUACUGAGUGAGUUAUUUAUUAACUUAAAACUGGACUUUUAAUGUUCUUUCUCUGUUGUGAGCAGAAGUCACUUUGAACAAACGCUGUUUAGCCCAGUGCAUAUUGUGUUCUGUCGAGCAAUUUUGAUCAUUAUGGUUUUUCUGUAUACAUGCUUGGAUGCCUUGACCCUGAUAAACAGGGUAGAAAUAUCGACAGAAUAUAAACCUCUUUAGAACAAAUACAACAGUUACUUGUGUUUUUGGGUGAUGCUUUUAUUCUGUCUGGAAACAAACCUAUUUCAGCACAAGAUGACUUCUGAUGGAACUGGACAAAAAUAAUCACAACAAUUUCAUUUAGUAAACGACUGUUUUGAGAAUUGCGUCAAGGUGACCAUAAAUGUCAAAAUUUUAAAAGUGAAACAUUUCAAAAGUUAAGUAUUUAACAAUAAUGCCACGUACAAAUGUCAACUAAUCAUGGAAAAACACUGUAGUCAAGUUACUAAAGUCAAUAUGAGUAUAUUCUCAAAAGAGCUUGACAAAAUGUGUCACAUAUGGAAUUGGUCAGUGGUGCAUGAUGCUGCUGCGAAAGUCUUCGUAUUCCAAAACUGUGAGUCCAGUAGAGGAACCACAAAGCACCGAAUUGACCUGAUCCAAAAUACAACAGUAAUGUAGCCCUGCUUUAGCAGAUAUUUAGUUGACCAAUCAUCUGUGCCUUUUGUUGUGUAGAAACAAUUUUAAUAAAGAUAUUUUCUUCUGUUAUAAUUGUUUUUCUUUUUUUAUUGUUUAUUUCUGCACAAUAACCUGCUUCAUUUGCCAGAUGUCUGCUGGUCCUGGUUCACUUUCUCUUCUCGCUCUGAGUGCCCUGUCAAAGUUGCUGCAUUGAAAUGGUACAAAU